Oncorhynchus keta (chum salmon) is the source of this 2060-nucleotide messenger RNA. RefSeq names its product protein Wiz-like. Gene Ontology annotation, molecular function: DNA-binding transcription factor activity, RNA polymerase II-specific; RNA polymerase II cis-regulatory region sequence-specific DNA binding. The record is from RefSeq and is a predicted model, not a curated record. The transcript is spliced from 8 exons. The coding region runs from base 279 to 1973 and encodes 564 amino acids. Gene Ontology annotation, biological process: regulation of transcription by RNA polymerase II. NCBI's taxonomy places the organism in Eukaryota, Metazoa, Chordata, Actinopteri, Salmoniformes, Salmonidae. Gene Ontology annotation, cellular component: nucleus.
GGCGCUGAUGGUGGAACAUGGGUUAAAUUGUCGAGUUAAAUUAUUCAAGAGGAUAAUAUAGGUAUAUUUUCGGGAACUCAGCUCAGCUGCUGUUGCUGGUCUGAGUGUCAUUCAAGAAGUUUGACAGCCCUUGAGUUGGAACUGACUGAAGAAGACAACAUCCUAGGCUAGUUCCAUCUUCAACUCUGGAAUCAAAGUCAUCUAGUCACCCGCACUCAUGGAGAACACAAAAGAAGAGGGUAAGAACAAAGAGGAAAAGAGAAGCCCUGGCCCCGGUUAUGUGUGAGGUGUGCGGGACCUACUUCGAGACGCGGCGGGGUCUCUCCAGUCACGCCAGACUCCACCUCCGUCAGCUCGGUGUGGCUGUCUCGGACAACAGCGGAGCUCCCAUUGACUUACUCUACCAGCUGAUUCAGGACAGGGACGGUUCCAUGCACCCACCCAAACCCGUCUACUCUUCACCCAAAAAACCCAAGGGGUCAGGGACACUCAUCUCCCAGAAGGAGUCCCCUCUCGGGGGUAGGGUCAAAGUAGUGACAACUCCACAGAAUAAUAUAUCCAAGGUAGCUCGUAAAGGGACAGUUUUGGCCAAGCCUCGGCAGUCUUCCAUGUCGUCGUUCCUAACAGCAGGCAAGACACCAUCGGCCUCAGGGGGAGCGAGCCUGGCCUCGGCCAAGCCUGCCUGGGCACCGCAGGAGACAGAUGCCCCUCUCACCCUGGCGAUGGACACCAAUGACGAGGUGCAUGUGUGCCAAUUGUGCGGCGCCUGGUAUGAGUCCCGCAAAGGCCUGGCCAGUCACUGCCGGGCCCACUUGCGCCAGUUCGGCAUCACCGAGAACACAGAGACGAAAGGAGGACCAAUAGAAUUUCUCUACCAGAUCAUGGAAGCAGAAGACCUCCAACCUAUAGCAAGUGAAGGUCUCAACGUCUAUAACCCUUCUAUGUCUUCUAACUCUAACAAACGACCCUCCGGCUCUGGUUCGUCCACAUCGCCUGCUAGACAUAAAGGAUCCCCCUCCUCCUCCCUUCACCAGCCUCCCUCCAACAAACGGCCCAAGCCCUCCGCGUCAGAAGGAACCGCUCCACAGGAUCAUAGGCUCAGCACGGGUGAGUUCACCUGUGUCUUGUGCGGUGAGGAGUUUGAGAACCGCAAAGGCCUAGCAAGCCACUCCCGCUCUCACCUGCGCCAACUCGGUGUCACCGACCUCCUGGGCAAGGCGUCGGCCAUCGACACGGUCCAGCAGCUGGUCAGCAGCGGCGUGCUUGCGGCUGCUGCAUCGGUACGACCCAGUAACACCACCACCAAGACCCCUUCUAGAUCCCCAGCUAACGCCCACCUCAGCCCCCUGGCCUCCAGCCACAAUCCCAGGUCCAAGGCCAAGAAGGGCUCCAUCCUGGUCUAUCCCAAGCCGGAGCCCCUGGAGAUGGAGCUGGGUGUGGGGUUCUCCAGUCCGCUUGGGGGGUACAGCAGCAGUAAUGGAUCUCAGGGUUCUCAGAAGUGGGCCAAAAAUGGCCAGUCCUUCAACUCCGGUUCAGACCAGGAGCUCAUGAUCACCUGUGAAUUCUGUGGCCAGUUCUUUGACAGCCGCAAGGCCCUGUCCUGCCACGCCCGCUCCCACCUGCGCCAGCUGGGAGUCAUGUGGUCUGUCAACGAGUCGCCCAUCGACCUGUUGAGGGACAUCCUGCUGAAGGAGGGAAGUGCCACUGCCACCCAGGUCAAGAGGGAGCCAUCGUCCUCUCACUCCAGCGCCGACCCGACCUGGGCCAAUCACAGGAGGUCCUCGGAGCCUUCGUGGGCUCCCCAGGGAUCUAAGAGGACUUUCACCCCUCCACUGGACUACUCCCUCAACGACAAGCCUUUCCCUGAGAAGAAUGGAUCCUCUCAGUCUGGUAAACUAACUGUGCUCACGCCUGACCAGCAGAUCUCAGCCAGGUUAUUUGUGGCAGGCAACUGUUUUCCAUUGCAACUGUGAUGGCAAUUGUAUUUAGCAGGAGCUCUUUCCAAAGGUGACUGAUUCCAUUAUUAGUAAAAAAAUAUAUAUAUAAUAAAAAUCAACUCU